This is a messenger RNA of Anopheles moucheti, 1836 nucleotides long. RefSeq names its product ras-related protein Rab-35 (gene Rab35). NCBI's taxonomy places the organism in Eukaryota, Metazoa, Arthropoda, Insecta, Diptera, Culicidae. Bases 374 to 982 code for a protein of 202 amino acids. Gene Ontology annotation, biological process: regulation of exocytosis; protein secretion. The transcript is spliced from 4 exons. The record is from RefSeq and is a predicted model, not a curated record. Gene Ontology annotation, molecular function: GTPase activity; GTP binding.
GUGUGUAGGGCAAGAAAUCAUAAUUGUGACAAAAUUGUCUUAUGAUGUGAUUGCUGUCUCGUUGUUUUUUGUGUUUCCUGCUCGUAAAAUCCGUUUUUCUUGUGUUUUUCCUUUCGUUUCGCCGCAAUCCGGUCUAAUUGUGCGUGGGCUAUUCGGCGACCCGCCAGCAAUUCGCGAUCCCGGAUGAUAUGUUUUCUAUUGUGUUCGGUUGUUGCUGAUUCGAUAGAAAACACCGAUUGUGCUGGUGUGCUGGUUUAGCGGAGCACAUACAGAGCAAAGGGAAGGAACCGGAAAGGCGUUCCAGCAUAUAUAGGAAUAGGGUGCGAGAUUGUGCGUGUCUCUGUCCAAGCGUAGCUAAGGAAGUGAUCCGAUAAUGGCCCGCGAGUAUGAUCAUUUGUUUAAAUUGCUUAUUAUUGGCGACAGCGGUGUCGGGAAAUCCUCGCUGCUCAUACGGUUCUCCGAUAAUACAUUCUCCGGAAGCUACAUUACCACGAUUGGGGUGGAUUUCAAGAUACGCACAGUUGUGAUCAAUGGCGAACGGGUUAAGCUGCAAAUCUGGGACACGGCCGGACAGGAGCGGUUUAGAACGAUCACCAAUACCUACUACCGGGGUACACACGGCGUCAUCGUGGUGUACGACGUGACCAAUGGCGAAUCGUUCGGUAACGUGAAACGUUGGCUGCAGGAGAUCGAAUCUAACUGUGACAUAGUCAAUAAAGUACUAGUUGGCAACAAAAAUGACGAUCCAACCCGCAAGGUAGUAACCACGGAGGAUGCGGAACGUUUCGCCAACCAGAUGGAGAUCAAACUGUUCGAAACAUCCGCCAAAGAUAACAUCAACGUGGAGGAGAUGUUCCUUGCCAUCACCGAGCAGGUAUUGAGGCACAAAAAACAAACACAGAAGCAACAACAGUCGGAAACGAACAACGAUACAGUACAGCUUAAGAAGGGUACUCACAAAAAGAAGAACAAAUGUUGCUAAUGGAUCCUUCUGACGGGUUGGGAGGCGUUUUUCUUUUUGGCUUAUUUACGCAAUGGCCGUAAUCCCAUCGUGAUCAGCAGCGUGGUCGUUUGCCAAGACGUUUUUUUUUCUCCAUUUCUGUAACAUAAUCAGCUGCAGCUAUCGCCUCAACAAUUGCUGCGUAAAAGUAAAGUAAGCGAACGAAUGACGCUCGUGCUUUUAUCGUAAAUGUGCGUAAUGCCGCAGAGAGCUAGUGAAUGAUUUAGGACCGGUUCCAAAUUUUAAAACCGCAAUCAACGGUGCAUACGCAAACGAAUGGGCCCCUACUGGUGGCAUCCUACAUGAUAUUGAUUGGCCUCGAUAGUAUUGGACGAAGAGACUGGUAGAAGCAAUGCAUAGCAAAUGCGUUCUUAUCGAGCGCAUCGGCUCAUUGGCACGAGCUGAACAUUGUACCAAAAGCGCACCAUUCCACUAGUGACCCGAGCUGUUCGUUUGAUAUGGGUUAUCUGUGGGUCAUUUUGUUUACCCGUGGGUUUAUGUUUUGCAGUAGGAGUGCCCUCGUGUCUUAGAGGCAAACAAACUGAAACCUCCCUUUACCCAUUUCCACCCAAUCCCACCAUGAACAACAAGCUGCUGCGAACCCCAAAAAUCCCUAGAAGCAACACUUCUCAACGUUCUUUCCAGCAAACCUAUAAAAGCCGUAAUAAGUGUAACAGUAAUAAUAAUAAUUAUUAUUAUGAUAAUUGUAAAAUGCUUCUUUAUGAUUUAUCUUGAUCAUACAUAUAUUUAAUGAACAGCCGAGCCGCGAUCGCAACCGCGAUUGAAACAAAUCAAAGCUUAUCGAAACAUUGUAUAAAAAAAAUCCAAAACUAAAC